AAUGUCUGCGAUUGGAUCGGCCGAUCGUAGCCACCAUCCAUAUAAAGAAGCCCCACGCCACCCACAGCUGGUAGUUGAAGUUGAGUUAACCGCAAUGAUGAAACUGUUUUUGGCGCUGGCCUUCUGUGUCCUGGCGGCUCACGCCGUGGAGGUUCGUGAGAAUGGAGAGAACGGUUGGUAUGUGCCCCAGGCCGAUGGAUCCCUUGAGUGGAUGGACCGCGAGUUCGCCGAGGCCUACUUGGAGACCAAGAGCCGCAUGGAGGGCCGCAACGUCCUGAACCCUGUGACCUUCUACCUGUACACCAACUCGAACCGCAACUCUCCCCAGGAGAUCAAGGCUACCUCCUCGUCGAUCUCUGGCUCGCACUUCAACCCCAACCACCCGACUCGCUUCACCAUCCACGGAUGGUCCUCCAGCAAGGAUGAGUUCAUCAACUACGGAGUCCGCGAUGCCUGGUUCACCCACGGCGACAUGAACAUGAUUGCCGUGGACUGGGGCCGUGCUCGCUCCGUGGACUACGCUUCCUCCGUGCUGGCCGUUCCCGGAGUCGGUGAGCAGGUGGCCAACUUGAUCAACCACAUGCGCAGCAACCACGGUCUGAACCUGGACAAUACCAUGGUGAUCGGCCACAGCCUGGGCGCCCAUGUCUCCGGCUAUGCCGGCAAGAACGUGAAGAACGGCCAGGUGCACACCAUCAUUGGCCUGGACCCCGCCCUGCCCCUCUUCAGCUACGAUUCGCCCAACAAGCGCCUCAGCUCCACCGAUGCCUGGUAUGUGGAGUCCAUCCAGACCAAUGGCGGUACUUUGGGAUUCCUUAAGCCCAUCGGCAAGGGAGCCUUCUACCCGAAUGGAGGAAAGAACCAGCCUGGAUGCGGAGUCGAUUUGACCGGAUCCUGCGCCCACAGCCGCUCGGUGAUCUACUACGCCGAGUCCGUGACCCAGAACAACUUCCCCACCAUGCGCUGCGGCAACUACGAGGAGGCUGUGGGCAACCAGUGCGGCAGCUCCUACAGCUCCGUCCGGAUGGGCGCCACCUCGAACGCCUACAUGGUGUCCGGAGAUUACUACGUUCCCGUCCGUAGCAAUGCUCCCUACGGCAUGGGCAACUAAGUCCGAUUCCUAUUAAAUAAAUUGAGUGAAAGCUCUGUGAGCGAAAGCAACCCGUA
Messenger RNA from Drosophila gunungcola (fruit fly), 1167 nucleotides. RefSeq names its product phospholipase A1. The record is from RefSeq and is a predicted model, not a curated record. Lineage: Eukaryota; Metazoa; Arthropoda; Insecta; Diptera; Drosophilidae. Gene Ontology annotation, biological process: lipid metabolic process. The transcript is spliced from 2 exons. Gene Ontology annotation, molecular function: lipase activity. The coding region runs from base 2 to 1111 and encodes 369 amino acids.